GUACCUAUCUCGUCCAAAAUACAACAUUAUUAGAAAGUUUAAAGUACAACUAGUCAACAACCUAACCUCACUUAGUUCUCCAGUUAGAUGCUUAGAAACAUUAAUCGCAGGCAGGGUUUUAAUUGUAGUUUAUAAUGUUUAGUUUGCCUAGGACUUUGUUAAAAAAUAAAGAUUUGGUAGCAAAAACCCUGAAGAUGUCCACCAAACCGUCGUAUAAAACCCUCUCGAUCACAGUGCCCAAAGAAUACGUUUAUCAUGUGGAACUGGCAAGACCGGACAAAUUAAAUGCUAUGAACGCAACAAUGUGGCACGAAAUUGGAAAUUGUUUUGAAAAUUUGGAUUCUGAUGAAGAUUGCAGAACCAUUGUCUUGUCUGGGCAAGGAAGACUGUUUUGUGCAGGUCUGGAUUUGUCUGACACAUCCUCUCUUGGAAUACUUAUGAGCGAAGUAGACGUUGCCAGAAAAGCCAAACAUUUACUAAAACUAAUCGAAAAGUAUCAAGACUGCCUGACCGCCAUUGAAAAAUGUAAAAAACCCGUACUAUCGGCGGUACAUUCGGCCUGCGUAGGAGGCGGCAUUAAUAUCAUAGCCGCCGCUGAUAUGAGAUAUUGCACCAAAGAUGCUUGGUUCCAAGUAAAAGAGGUAGACAUUGGUUUAGCUGCUGAUGUGGGUGUUCUUCAAAGGCUGCCAAGAAUUAUUGGUUCAGACAGUCUAGCAAGGGAAUUGUGUUAUACUGCCAGAAAACUUCCAGCUCAAGAAGCCUUAAAAUGUGGACUUGUUUCGGAACUAUUUGAGGAUAAGGACCAGAUGUUAUCUAAAGUUAUAAGUAUUGCUGACGAAAUAGCCCAAAAGUCGCCUGUAGCAGUCCAAGGUACUAAAGUCUGCAUGGUUUAUGGCCGCGACCACUCCGUCCAAGAAGGUUUAGAUCAAAUGAAACUAUGGAAUCAACUCAUGCUACAAAGUGAUGAUUUCAAGAACGCCAUUGGUGCACAACUAAGCAAAGAAAAGCCUGUGUUUUCUAAAUUGUGAAGGGUGAAUUUAUUUUAUUUUUAAUAAAGGUAUAUUUUAAAUUU
Messenger RNA from Brassicogethes aeneus, 1072 nucleotides. The record is from the annotation of a GenBank genome assembly. Lineage: Eukaryota; Metazoa; Arthropoda; Insecta; Coleoptera; Nitidulidae.